This is a messenger RNA of Aspergillus glaucus CBS 516.65, 1793 nucleotides long. Its product is annotated as putative integral membrane protein Pth11-like. The coding region runs from base 243 to 1370 and encodes 375 amino acids. NCBI's taxonomy places the organism in Eukaryota, Fungi, Ascomycota, Eurotiomycetes, Eurotiales, Aspergillaceae. The record is from RefSeq and is a predicted model, not a curated record. The transcript is spliced from 7 exons.
AUUUCCUUUCUGACUUCCUCUUCCCAAGUUCGUUGCUGUUUUUAGUCUGUCAGUUCAUUCAUAGAGUAUCCUCCCGUGGAGCGCUACUCAUCUCGAGACCCAGCCUAACCACUGCGAAGAAUGUGAAGUCGGUCCCUUGCAAGUCAGAGACCAGAACACACAGAAAACGAAAGAAAGAGAGCAUAACGGCAUAAUUUAUUGCACGACAUUUUCACAUCCUCAUCUGGGAGGUAUCUUUCGCCAUGGUGUCCAGUGUGGAAGAAUCGCAGGCCCCAGUGCUUGUUGGGAUCUCGAUUGGGUUCGCGGUAUUGACCUUCCUCGUCAUUUUUCUCCGUCUGUUUGCCCGAAUAUAUGUGCUGGGGAAGAUGAGUGUAGAUGACUUCUUGAUUAUUGGUGCUUGUCUUCUGUCUUGGGCUUUUAUUGCAGCCACCUUAGUUUGUGUCGAGAACGGAAUGGGAAAACACAUGGACGACGUCGACCAGAGCAAGCUGAUGCCAUACGCUUUUUCGGUCUGGUUGAGUUCGAUGUUCUACCUGGCUUGCUUAGGAUUCGUCAAGACCUCCGUGCUCUGGUUCUACACUCGACUGGGUGAUCGCUAUCUCACUCGCUUGUCUUACAUCAUGUUCGGGGUUGUCACGGCGCAGGCUACUGCCAAUGUCCUAGUAGCUGCGUUUCAAUGCCAACCUGUGGCUAAGGCCUGGGCAACCACCUUGCCUGGCCACUGCGUCGACAUCAACGUCUUCUAUCUCUGCAAUGCUGCUCUCAACAUCUUUACCGAUGUUCUGACCUACACGCUACCUAUCAAAGUUAUCUUCAACCUUCAGAUUCCGCGGAAGCAGAAGAUCGCGCUUGUCUUUACCCUUUCGCUUGGUUUAUUCGCCUGUGUCUCGUCCAUCAUCCGAAUCACCUACAUCCCAGCCAUGCUUAGCUCCCCCGAUUCGACCUACGUGAUCAGCGGCGCCAUGUACUGGUCCGUUAUCGAAACCAACGUCGGAAUCUUCGCCGCCUCCAUCCCAUCCUUCAAGGCGAUUGCCUCCCGCUUCCUUCCCCGCAUCAUUGGCGAAUACAGCAGUCAGAAGAAAUACGGACCAUGGUCGAACAGCGGAGAACAAGGUCGACGGUACGGGUACGGCUCGAACUUUUCGAAAGCUCGCGACCCGCAUGCGAUAACUUUGGGCACGAUGGUUGCAGAUGAUGAUCAAGAUUAUGGGACUCAUACUCACACGGGAUACCAAAGCAACUCGAGCGAAGAGAGAAUCAUCAUUCCUGAGGGGAAGAUUCUCGCUCAAACGCAUAUUUCGACCAAUGUGGAGGUUCAGCGGGAUUAUUCGGAUGGUCUGUCGUUCGACCAUGGGCGUCGUCAGUCCUAGGCUUCUAGUGCACACGCUGCAUUCUCCUUUCCUUCGCUAUGAACAUACACAUGAACUAUCAGACCGUCUCAGCGCUGGCGUCGAGACUCGAUGGUUUCUCCCGAACUACACUCCGGAGACCAUUGUAUAUUAUUUCGGGCUUUUACAACAACAUCUUUGACCGGUGGAACUUUGCAUUUUACGAAAAAUAUAUACCCCUCUCUUUCCUCAUGAUCGAUACAACUCAGGCUAUUAGGCAGUCUGACGCUGGUAUCAUCAUUCUUCUGUCACUCUUAAUUCCCUUCAUCCCCUUUGUCAAUGCGUGUACAGGAAGUCACUAUUUUGUGUGCUUUACAUCUAUUUAAUAGCCAGAAGAGAUAUUGCUAGCAGUGACUGGCACUUGUGAUAAUGCAUCAAUUUCUAUAGCAAAGUUUUGCUUCGGGA